Perkinsus marinus ATCC 50983 is the source of this 862-nucleotide messenger RNA. Its product is annotated as Diphosphoinositol polyphosphate phosphohydrolase, putative. The transcript has 5 exons. The record is from RefSeq and is a predicted model, not a curated record. Lineage: Eukaryota; Perkinsozoa; Perkinsida; Perkinsidae. Gene Ontology annotation, molecular function: diphosphoinositol-polyphosphate diphosphatase activity; bis(5'-adenosyl)-pentaphosphatase activity; bis(5'-adenosyl)-hexaphosphatase activity. Gene Ontology annotation, biological process: diadenosine pentaphosphate catabolic process; adenosine 5'-(hexahydrogen pentaphosphate) catabolic process; diadenosine hexaphosphate catabolic process. Gene Ontology annotation, cellular component: cytoplasm; nucleus. The annotation marks the transcript as partial.
GUAUCGCAAACGCGCAGGAUGUGUGGUUUUCAACGAGGCCGGGGAUUCUGUCCUACUUGUAAAUUCUCGUCGUCAUGGAGCGAUGACGCAUACCAUCCCUAGUGGAAAGGUAGAAGGUUUCGAUCAGUCGUUUGAAGCCGCAGCUGUCCGGGAGACUCUCGAAGAAGCUGGUGUGGUAUGUGCCGUCUUGGGUGACCUAGGUUGGGUCAAAUCGCAUGAUAAAAGCGGAAGCCCCAAGGCAACUCGUGUGUUUUACGGUCGAUGCGAUGAGGUCCUGGACAACUGGCGUGAAGAGCGAUUCCGCGACAGACUGUGGUGCUCGAUUCCUGAAGCUCUGGCUUUACUCGGUGACAAUCGGCCGCUCUACCAGAAGGCCGUCACAAUGGCACAUGAGGUUUACGUGAGCACUUUGGAUUUGCCUAAGGCCAGUUCGAGUUCUGUUGCUACGACCGCUUCGUUUUGCUCCUCGCAGAAUUGAACAACUGUUGAUCAUUUUCCUGUUACCCUCCAUCAUAUCGUGUUUCAUCCCUUUCAGUUCGUCGUUCCUUUUCUCUCUACUCUUCUACCGUAAUAGUAACAUACCAGUCAUUGCAUCGUUAACAAGUGUGAAACUGUCACGGUUCACCAACAAAUUUAGGGGGAAAAUUUUGUCACUAAUAGAAAGCACUAUGUUGGUUGUUAAAACCAUAUGUGUUUGUUUCUGUGAAAGCCUCAAAGAAGUUUUCGCAGAGAUGUCGUCGAUCGGUGCUCACGCGUGCAUAUUUUCACCCAUUCAGUAGGUUUACUGCUGACCACCGCACUUAUAACUUUGUAGUUGAUAUUAUGUACCAUCAUCAUCAGUCUGCUAUCAUCAAACACAAGU